This is a messenger RNA of Coregonus clupeaformis (lake whitefish), 4185 nucleotides long. Its product is annotated as vascular cell adhesion protein 1. Gene Ontology annotation, molecular function: integrin binding. Gene Ontology annotation, biological process: cell-cell adhesion. Lineage: Eukaryota; Metazoa; Chordata; Actinopteri; Salmoniformes; Salmonidae. The transcript is spliced from 11 exons. The record is from RefSeq and is a predicted model, not a curated record. Gene Ontology annotation, cellular component: membrane. The coding region runs from base 538 to 3456 and encodes 972 amino acids.
GCAAUGGUUAGGUGUCAAUUACAUUGUUAUUAGGCCUAUGCAGUAAUUGAAUACUGAUCAUUGUAAACAAUGUAAAAUUUGCAAAACAGAGGACAUUUUCAAUGGAUUGUAGGCUAUGUAGAGGCCGAACAAUGUGAUAUAAAACGAGUUGAAAAGAACACUUAGCCCACUGGGUAUAGGUAGGCUUUGGUGUUCUUAUUCUGUCCUAGCGAUAGUAAACUCCGUGUUAUGCACGCACGAGGAGGUUGGGAAAAUUCCAAAGUCGACAUCGAAAGGUUUCUUGCGCUUGAUGGCUGAAUCAAUUGAAGGGGUCUUCCAGUAAAGAGCACUUGACUUCUCACUAGUUCACAGUCUUAUUCUUGUAAUUCAAUACAGGGCCAAAAUAUAUUGUAGGAGGACGACUCACGACUGCGCCUGUUGAAGAGUUGGACUGUGUGCAUGUGGGGACUGGACACUUGGACAUCACUGACACUGACCGCAAGGAGUACCUACAUUUUUCAACGUCUUUCUGGGAAUAAAACAUUAGUUUAAUAUCAAAUGUGUGAAAUAAUAUUUAGUCGGAUUUUUCUUGGGUUUCCCGUCCUACUCCUCUGGAUGGCAGGUAGGCCUACACAUGCCGCAUGUCCUUUUGAGCUCAACCCUCCCAGAUUGGUGGUGAGAUAUGGAGACUCGGUCUCAGUCAACUGCAGCACAUCAUCCACAGACCAUGAGGGGAUGGGCUGGGAGGCCACAUACGGAGGUACAGGUUUAGAAGAGGCCAACUUUGUCAUCUGGACUGUGGAGAAUUUAACAGACUGGACAAUACAACCUAAAUGCUACAUCGCACCAAAAGAUGGAAUUCAGUGUUUGGAAAAUUUCCCUGUCAUUCUAUACAAGAUUCCAGACAGCGUCUCCAUCUCUCUUCUGAGCCACUCUGGUCCCAUGGUGGAGGGGACAGAGUACCAGCUGCAGUGUGACAUACAGAACGUCGCUCCUCUACAGAACCUGGUUGUGAGGUGGUACAAAGGGAAUGAAACUGUAAAUACUCUAACAUUUAAUAACUCCAGGAGGAAACCAGAGGAUGUGUCCUCCACCCUCAACAUCACCCCAAGGAGAUUUGAAGAUGAAGUAGAGUACAGAUGUGAGGCAGAGCUGGUCCUGGGACCAGAGGGACCACAACCUUCUGUCAUGUCAUCACAGCAUCUUCAUUUUGCUGUUUACUUCCCGCCACAGGAUAUUCUGGAGCUGAAGGACACAGAAGUUGAUGUUGGUUCCCGUACUGGGCUGAAGUGCUCCUCCAAUGGGAACCCCCGGCCAGAGUACUCCUGGACUUAUCACCGGGCUCCCAAUGUAAAAUUGAAGAAUGAUGGGGUGUCCCUACUGACCAUCGAGCAGGCCACAGGGGAGAACAUCGGGUACUACACAUGCUACGCCAGUAAUACCCUGGGAAAUGUCUCUAAAAGAGCCAGGGUCUCUGUCAGAGGUGCAGAGCCGGUAUGUCCUAUGAAGCUGAGCACUGAGAGUGUGGUGGUGGAAUAUGGAUCUCCAGUCUCAGUGUCGUGCAGCAACACAACCAGUGUUGAAGAGAUCUACUGGACAACAGGUCCCCAAGUUGUCAAUGAUACUACCUGGAGUGUUGUGGAACUCCUAGACUGGGACAUAAGGCCUGAUUGUAAGGCAACCUUUCAGGGGAUUGGAAGAUGCAGUAAACCUCUGCACAUCACAGUAUACAAGACUCCAGACAGCGUGUCCAUCUCUGUUCUGAGCCACUCUGGUCCCAUGGUGGAGGGGACAGAGUACCAGCUGCAGUGUGACAUCCAGAACAUCGCUCCUCUACAGAACCUGGUUGUGAAGUGGUACAAAGGGAAUGAACCCGUAGAUAAUGUAACUUACAGUAACAUCAGUAAGACACCAGUGGAUGUGUCAGCUACUCUGAUGAUCAGCCCCAGUAGAGAUGAUGAUGGAGCUCAGUAUAGAUGUAGAGCAGAACUGGACCUGGGACCAGAGGGACCACAACCCCAUCCUUCAGUGACAUCAGAACCUCUCAACAUUACUGUGCACUACGCUCCUAAGUUCCUUCCAGGGAAUGACACAGUGGUGGUGAGUGCAGGCAGUGAUGUGUCUCUGGACUGCAGUGCUGAGGGGAACCCUCCUCCUGAGCUGAAGUGGACCAACAACACUGCAGAGGGAAAUGCCAAUGAGACCAUUGUAGGGCGCCUGCGUACUCUCUCUAUCUCCAGAGUAACAGCUAAUGCAACUUACAACUGCACAGUCACAAAUAGACUGGGCUCCAUCACCAAGCAAAUGCAUGUCCUUGUAGAAGUACCUCCACAACGUCACCUAACGAUGUUCCCCACAGUACCCACAACUCCAGGAGCUACGACCACCCUCCCAGCAGCAGCCAAGCCAAAAGUAGUUACCUCUCCUCUUGAGCUAAACCCUCCCAGAGUGGUGGUGAGAUAUGGAGACUCCGUCUCAGUCAACUGCAGCACAUCCUCCACAGACCAUGAGGGGAUGGGCUGGGAGGCCACAUACGGAGGUACAGGUUUAGAACAAGAUGUCAACAUUGUCACCUGGACUGUGGAUAACCUUACUGAUUGGACAAUAGAACCUAAAUGCUACAUCACCCUCAAUGACAGCAACCAACCCAUAGAAGUGCUUCCAGUCAUUCUUUACAAGACUCCAGACAGCGUGUCCAUCUCUGUUCUGAGCCACUCUGGUCCCAUGGUGGAGGGGACAGAGUACCAGCUGCAGUGUGACAUCCAGAACAUCGCUCCUCAACAGAACCUGGUUGUGAAGUGGUACAAAGGGAAUGAACCUGUAGAUAAUGUAACUUACAGUAACAUCAUUAUGACACCAGUGGAUGUGUCAGCUCCUCUGAUGAUCAGCCCCAGUAGAGAUGAUGAUGGAGCUCAGUAUAGAUGUAGAGCAGAACUGGACCUGGGACCAGAGGGACCACAACCCCAUCCUUCAGUGACAUCAGAACCUCUCAGCAUUACUGUGCACUAUAAGCCACGCAUCAAUGCAUCUCGACUGCCACUGAGGAUACCUGUGUUCAGGGGCUAUCCUGAGGAGUUAGUGUGUGAGGCUGAGGGUUACCCACAGCCCAGGAUACAGUGGCUCUAUGACCCAGCGAAGCAUGUCAGUGAGGCGGGAGGCAACCUGACUGUCUCUGAGGCAGGGCUCUACAACUGCACCGCCACCAACGAUGUGGAGACUAGCUUCAUUGUGGUAGAGGUGGUUUUAAAAGAGGACUACCUGCCCCUCAUAGCGGGCUUCGUGGCCUUCAUGGUCGUGGUCAUCUCUGUCAUCUUCGUCUUCAUCUACUCCAUCUACUACAAGAACACCAAGAUGGGCCGCUACAGCCUAAAGAACGCCAAGCUCAGCAGCACACCCAACGGCAACGUAGCGCAGGACGGUGGCCAGGACAUUCCGCUCCCCAUGACUAAACUGUCUCAGCCAAACAUCUACUUCUAGGAGGAGGAGUUGUAUUGGGUUGUCUAUGGUUGGGCUACUCUGAAUGAAGAGCCCUCUUUCCCCAAUGAGAGACUAAGUGGUUGAGGUGGUUGAGGGACUGGUUGCAACUCAUUCAGCUGGCAGACUCAGGUCUGGAUUGUGAUAGUUGGUAGUGUCUCCUGGCUCUCCUCCAACCUCCCUAUGCUUCAUAUGCACUCCCUUUCCUCUUUAACACUAAGAUUUUAAGUACAGUUCAGUCCCUCUAUUUCCCGUUCUACUGGAGAACCUGAUGAGGUAUAAUCACCUUUUAUUUUAGUGUGAGCUAUAUGAUCUAUUCUAUACCAUCAAAGUGUAGCUGAUGUUUUCUCUGAAGGACAAGAAGAAGAGGCAGCAAAUGUACAAGGUGAAAUCCCUCUUUGGAAAAUAGCUUUAUUGAAAUGUAUUUUUUAUAUGACUGGUUUUGGAAAAACUGGUUUGUGUUGCGUAAGCACCAACAAGGGAAUUUUUAUGUCAUUUUGAAUGUUUUUUUUUGGUUUGGUCUGAUGACAAUGUAAUUGCUGUCACAUUAUGUAAUUGCUUGAAGAGCAGCACAUGGUUGAAAUUGUGAGAAUGUCCCUUUUGCUUGGAUGUGAUGUCUUGCUCCUGACAAGAAGCUUGGAGUGUAAACCUGCAGUACAGUGGAGGCUGCUGAAGGGAGGACGGCUCAUGAUAAUGACUGGAACGGAGCGAAUGGAAUGGCAUCAAAUACAU